Parasteatoda tepidariorum (common house spider) is the source of this 2153-nucleotide messenger RNA. The record is from RefSeq and is a predicted model, not a curated record. NCBI's taxonomy places the organism in Eukaryota, Metazoa, Arthropoda, Arachnida, Araneae, Theridiidae.
AACUAAUUAAAGUGGUUGAAACUUAAUUUGGUGUAGCAAUUGUAAUUGAGUCAUCAAGAAGCCAUAUAGUGGCGAAGAGAACGAAAAUUCGAAAUUUUUAAUCAUGCCAAUACGAUAUAUUUCCGAAGUGUCUAGGUGUGAAGCGAGCUAUAUUUUGACAGCUUUUAUCCACCAUAUUUCUCGUUCCUCAAAACAUUCGAAUUUGAUGUCCAUUGGUUUAAUUAAUAAUGUCCAUUUUUGCUCGCAUUCACACGAGGAAAACAUUUUAUAUCAACACAACCCCUUAAUCUAUAAAAAGGGUAAAAUGACUCGAAUUGAUCUGGUGAGCUCCCUUGAAAAAAAUUUUACGUGCUUUGCUGAAAAUGAUCCUGACAUGAAGAGGUUGAUAAUGGAAUUUAAUAAUCAUACCAGACUCCUAUGUACACCUAAAUUGUUAUUGUGGUGCAUUGCACUUCUUGUGAAGUACCAUCAAAAAGAAGAGUGCUCUGAACACUUAAGCCUGGUCUUAAAAUUCAAGUUGGUGUCGUAUCUGGAAUUUGGUGGAAGCAGCUUUUGGACACAUUCAGAUAAAGCGGCGAAGGUUUUGGUGGACUAUCUACAAUAUAUCUCCCUUCACAAAUGCAAGCACGAGUUGUUCGUUUCGUACGUUGAUGUUUUCGCAGAGAGUGUUUAUUUCUAUUUUGAUUUUCUUGAAUCGGUCUUAUGUAAAGUGUUAGACGCAGCUCAGGAACUACGUCUUAAUUUCUUUCGACUUAGUGAUUCUGAGUUGUUUCUAGUGAGACGAAAGUACAAACAGAGAUCUUUAUUAGAAAAUGUGAAGAGAUACCUGAUACUUGUGAAGUACGGAUUCAGAGAUCAACGAUACGAAAGAGCUUUCUACGACUUUGAAUACUUCAUACAAUGUUAUGAUCCGUACAAUUUGUUUGGUUUCCGAAACAGAAUCAUUCGUAGAAGAAGUAAUAAGAUGUACAGGCCCUGCCAGAUUUUGCAUCUGUAUAUCCAAUCAUACUACAAUGACAAAGAUUAUGGAGUUGAGUUGUACGAUGAAGUCUUGCGUGUCCUCUGGAAUUCCAUUCCGGAUCCAUUUUUAUCAAAGAAGCAAUUUUUGUCCUCUUUUCAUCAUUCUGAUAGGUUUCCUGAAUUUUUGAAUGUAUGGAAAUGGUAUUCAAAAGUUGUAUUGAAUGACGUAGAAACUGAGAAAUCCCCAAGAAGCUUGAAACAUCUUACAAGGUGCGCCAUUCGUAGAGCUUUAACAGAAUCCGUUCAGAUGCCUGUUGGUAUUGGGUCUCUAAACAUACCAGCGAGUUUAAAAAGUUAUUUAAGUUUAGAAAAUUGCUUUCAAUCUGAAGAUUAAUGCUGUUGUAACGGAAAAAGGAUUUGCACAAUGCUGGUUUAAUUUUUAUGGCUCGAAACCAACGUUUAGGUGAACGUUUAUACAAGAUGUUCCAUAAAAACCACCCUUAAUAUAAAUUCUUAGAGAGCUUGUCAAAUUAAAAGACUAAAAAGUACGUACAUUGUGGGUCGCACAAAGCGAGGGAAAAAAUAGACUUUAACGCAAUCUGACACAUCACAAUGUUAGAAAGACUGGUGUACAAAAUAUCAAAACUUGUUUUAUUCCCUGCUGAAACUUUGAUGCGCUUUUAAUAAUAAUGUUCUCUUUUCUGUCGUUUGCUGCUUCAUAAACCCGCUUUCCAAAUUGCGACCAAUCGCAGGACGAUAACGUUUUUUUUUUCGCUUUUUCCUCUUUUAAAUAUUAACAUGCGACUACGCAGUAACACUUUUUUGACUUCAUAGUUAGCAAGAGUUCUAAAAAUAUGCAGUAAUGGUGGUCAUCGUGGAUGAUUCAAUAAAAAAUGCAUAUUUAAAUAAAUGAGCACUUUCAAAAAUUCUUUGUAUUGCUCUAUAAAGAACUUUAUUGCAUGCAACAAGAUAACUACUUGAUUGCAAAAAUAGAGCGAACGAAACUACAUACUUCUGCAAUUUAUUGUGAGUAGUCUCCAAAGUUGAUAUUUUGAGAUCAACUUUAAAAAAAAACUUUUCACGUAAAGAUUUAUGUCAUCACACGGGAUGUGAAACUAUUCUAGUUUACAGAAAUAAUUGCUAACAAUUUUAGCUUUUAGUUAAGUGUUUUUAAUAAAAAAAGUUUACAUUAA